UUUUUUAUUUAUUUUUUGUCAUCUGUGCAGGCAGCGUCUAUGUCAUUCACAAACCUGCGAAUUUAAAGUGACCGUUCAGCUGGAGCAGCCUCCGCUGACGCACAACGACGCGUCGACUUAUUGGUCCAGAGCCGCGGAGAGUCAGCGGCUGACGCAGCCGCAGCGCCUAUCCGAGAGGGGGACACGGACACCUGACGGCUCACGACGCGCCGGUCUUUUCCAUCACGACCACCUCGGGUCUGCAGUGCAGGGGCUGCAGCGUUUUAUGGAAGCGGACUGCACGCAUCCUGCCCGGAUCAUGCUGCCCCCAAAGAACUGCCUGCCGCGAAACUACAGCUGCAUCGCCGGGCUCUUCGGCAGCCUGGCAGCGGCCAACCCGCGGGUCGACGACGGGGAAGAGUAUGACACGAUGAACGGGACUUGUGAGCCCCUGGAUAGCCCCGUGGUGGACGAGAGGCCGCGCGGCAGGGAGAUCUUCCUCAAGCCCCAGCAGAGCCCUAACCUGCGGCGGAGAUGCAAGUCUCUGCCCACGCCCACGGAGAGAGCAAAGUUGGAGAUCUCCCGCAGCCGGAGCCCGACCAGUCAAAAGAAAGUGCGCUUCGCAGAUUCUCUGGGCCUGGAGCUCAUUUCAGUCAAGCACUUCGAUGACACGGAUGAGCCGCAGGUGCCGGAGCGCAUCCUGGCUAAACCCAAAGGAACGUUGCACUUUAAUCAGUUGGACACUAAGUUCCCACGCGCCCCUUCGCAGUCUGUGUACAUGGAGCUGCAGUUCACCAACCCGGGCACUCUCCCGGGGUUCGAUCAGAAAGUCAGGGAGGUGAAAGUCCUCCUGGAGAGCGUGCAGGCGGACGAGUUCAGCCUCUCCGGCUUCGUGCGCGUUUUGAACCUGGCUUUUGAAAAGAGCGUCUCUUUGCGCUAUUCCCUAAACAACUGGUUAACGUUCAUGGACAGCCUGGCGUCCUACGUGCCCCACUCGAGCGACGGCGCCACCGACAGGUUCUCCUUCAAGAUCGUCAUGCCGACCUUCCUGGAUACCGGAGGAACUCUGCAGUUCGCCAUCAAGUACUGUGUCGGUGACCACGAGUUCUGGGACAAUAACAACGGCAUUAACUACAAAGUGCGACGUCACCAGUUUAAGAUGUCUCCUCCACGUGAAUGGGAGAACGGCUGGAUUCACUUUAUCUGAGCCCCGUGGCCGCCGCCGCUGCGUGCGUAAUUUACGCGCAAUUGAUCCCCGGGUACCUAAAGUAUGACUGCAGCCUGUGAAAAUGACCUGCCCCCCCACCCUCCUCCCACACCCUCGACCCCCCCGCCAUUGUGAGAUGCACACAUUUUGUGACACAGUAGUGUGGCCUCAUACUGAGUGUUACAGGGAACAUGAGCCCACGGUAGGUGGUCGCUGUUGCAUCGUCAUUGCCUUGAUGCCAGGGCUCUGUACAGCUCCGUGCCCUUUGCGAGGGUUCGUUCGUGUUACGUAAUGUAAAGGUCACGUGCCACGGAAAACGUGCCGGGCAUCACUGUUCCUCUGAGGAGAUACUGUGUAUAUACUUUAACGGUGGCAUGAUGAUGUGGAAGUCAUUCAGUUCUAGUGCAUGAGAGGAGACUGUGGGUGAGACGAGUGACAGAUACAUUAUUAUACCAACAGGUUCAAACUGUCUUUGGAAAAUGCCUUAUUUUAAGCCACGUCGGUGGAAAUAUAGCAUUUAGGGUUUUAUGUUUUUAAAUUUGGAUGAAAACAUUUUAAGGAAAGCCCCUGAGGACAUGAGGAGACUUAUGUUUAGACCACCAGAUAUUUGGUCAGUUAACGCCCGUAGAGACCGCGUAAAAGAAACGGAUGUAGAUAUAAUGAAAUAUUGGGUUUUCAAAAUGGAUAGGGAUCUAUGUUGAAUAGUCUCAUUGACAAAUAUCUUUGCUAAUUAACAUCAUCAUCAUUAACAUCGAAGCUGAUUGUCUGGCAGCUUUGUUCCCAGUCAUGCUUUACCAUACAUUUUCACCUUGAAAGGAUAUUUGACAAAAGAAACUAUUUUUCAAAAAUAUUAUCAAUAUAUUUCCUUUGAGAGAUUUCACGACUUUUUAGGCACAAUCUAAAGUGGACACAUCAGUCUACAGCAUAUCAAUGAAUUAAUGUUUGUUUUUUCAAUCACCUGUAUGUGAUUUAAUGACAAAUUUUCUAAAAUCAAAGUGGUCUAAACAAAGCUUAAAUGCAACAAAAGAAAAAAUGUCUCCAGCAAAACACUCUCCUCAAAGUAUAAAUUAGGUUCUGUCCCAGUUUGAUCACAGCAGUUACUGCCCCAAAGAACUCAAACACAUCCAGUCGUUGUUUUCCAAGGUCAGAUCCACCUCUGAUAACUAUAAAGGACUACUUUUUCAGGUUUAUGCUGAAGAAAAGUGAUAUUUUCUUGGUACUAACUUUCAUAAACACAGAGUACAUUCAAACAGAGAGGUACAUAUAUAUAUACACACAGUAUACAUGUACAAAAGCAUUACAUAUAACUGUUCUAAAUUGCACUGUGUGUUGUCACUGUUACAUGGGUUACUGUGCUGUUACUGCUCCACUUCCUGCUGCUGCUGCUGCUGCUGCUGCUGCUGCUGCUGCUGCUGCUGCCGCUGCCGCC
Molecule: messenger RNA, 2615 nt
Organism: Cynoglossus semilaevis (tongue sole)
Lineage: Eukaryota; Metazoa; Chordata; Actinopteri; Pleuronectiformes; Cynoglossidae
Product: protein phosphatase 1 regulatory subunit 3E
Exons: 1
Coding region: 266-1186 (306 amino acids)
Biological process (GO): regulation of glycogen biosynthetic process
Cellular component (GO): protein phosphatase type 1 complex
Molecular function (GO): glycogen binding; protein phosphatase 1 binding
Source: RefSeq, a predicted model, not a curated record